Molecule: messenger RNA, 3134 nt
Organism: Haplochromis burtoni (Burton's mouthbrooder)
Lineage: Eukaryota; Metazoa; Chordata; Actinopteri; Cichliformes; Cichlidae
Product: leucine-rich repeat serine/threonine-protein kinase 1
Biological process (GO): protein phosphorylation
Molecular function (GO): protein binding; protein kinase activity; ATP binding
Source: RefSeq, a predicted model, not a curated record
ACACCAUGGUGAAACACCUCCAGUCUGCAAAUGCCUAUCGGAGUUUUGCUGAGUUUCGCCAGGAAUCCAGUACAUUGCACUCUCUCCAGCAUCCCUGCAUUGUCUCGCUAGUGGGCAUCAGCAUUCAUCCACUCUGCUUCGCCCUACAGUUAGCCCCCUUGGGUAGCCUCAACACAGUGUUGGAGGAAAAGCACAAAGGCAAAAGCUUCAAGUACAUGCCGCUUGGACACAUGCUAACCUUCAAAGUAGCCUAUCAGAUUGCAGCAGGACUGGGAUACCUUCACAGAAAGAGCAUCAUCUUCUGUGACCUCAAAUCUGAUAACAUUCUGGUGUGGUCUCUGGAGGUGCAGGACACGGUCAAUGUUAAACUGUCUGACUAUGGGAUCUCUCGACAAUCCUUCCAUGAGGGGGCUUUGGGAGUUGAAGGCACACCGGGCUACCAGGCUCCUGAGAUCCGACCAGGCAUCGUGUAUGAUGAGAAGGUGGACAUGUUCUCCUAUGGCAUGGUGAUGUAUGAGCUCCUGUCUGGGCGGAGGCCAGCGCUGGGACACCACCAGCUUGAGAUAGCAAAGAAGCUCUCAAAAGGUAUUCGGCCAGUGCUGGGUAGUCCACAAGAGGUUCAGUUCUGCUGCCUGCACAACCUGAUGACUGAAUGCUGGGACACUAAACCUGAGAAGAGGCCAGUGGCAAUGCAUUGUGUGAGGCAGAUGAAGGAGCCUAGCUUCGCCUGCCUCAGGUAUGUAUUGCCCUGUGACGUCAACUCUCAGCUCUUCCUGUCCCAGCUCCAAGGAUAUAGUGCUGUGUUCUGGAAUGACGAGAAGGAGGACAGGAACUACAGUGUGGUGAAUGUUAACAAGGGUCAGGUGGAGGUGAAGAGGAUGGCCUGUCCAGGUAGCAGGAUUAGCUGUCACAUGAAGAUGGGGAACACUCUGUGGAUGGCAACUGAGGAACAGGAGGUGUUCAUCUACAGCCUGAAGGACAUGUGUCCACUCAGUCAACCCCAGAAGCAGUUCUCCUGUCCCGCCAUCAUCACUUGUUUGUUUCCUGUUUCAGCGAGAGAGCAGAGCCUGGACAAAGUGUUUGCAGGGAUGUCGGACGGUCUGUUGGCGGUGUAUAACGUAGUGGAGGACCUUCCACUAGAAGGAGAAACAUACAUCUGCUCCCACACCCUGAAUAAGACAGUGUUUGGUCUGAAGGAUUCAGAUCCCAGGCAGAGACCUUAUCCCAUCAGGACCAUGGCUCUCGUUGGCAGUGGAUCCCAGUUAUGGUUCUCCAAUGGCCCGGGCCUGCUAGUUAUAGACUGUCUGAGUCUUCAGGCAGUUUAUAGGCUGGAGACCUAUAGCCCACCAUCUUCCGUCAUAUCUUUGGAAACCAGCUUUAGUCUAUGGGGAGAAGAAGCAGUCUGGACUUUGGAUGACUACACGAACACCCUCUUGCUCUACCAUGCUGCCUCCUACGAGCUCUGUGCCAAGUACUGGCGUGGAGGUGAUGUGAUGGUCAUCGAAAUACAGCCACUUGCUAAUCAGCUACAGGGCCGCGUCAUUGCUGUCCUCACUCCGCCUGGAUGUUCGUAUUUGGGAAUCCUGAGGGAAGCAGCGCUAGUGGCGAAGGACACAGUCGUAUGUGGUUUUCAGAAGGAAAACAUGGAGUGGUGCCUGUGUGUCUGGAGGGCCUGGGGCUGCUCGGAGCUGGAAGUCUUCUACCAGUCCUAUGAGAAGCUGGGCCACUUGGAGACCAACAUGAGGAAAAGAAAGUAGUCGUUUUGUUGCAACAGCAAGGUGCAUAAUCCAAUCUCUGUAUGGCAGCUGAGCCAAGGGGAAUGCACCCUGACAGACUGCCAGUGUUCAGAGUUGGGGGUUGUGGAGCACUGACAUCAGGGCAACCUGUGAGGCAAACCGGGUCUCCAAUGAGGGAUGAUCUUGAAGCUGGACACCACUGAAUACUUCAGUACAAUCAUAACUUUAAACCAGAAAAAUUCUGCGAAAAUAUAAAAACCAUGAAGCUGAAUCACAGAAUAAACUUUGGUUGAUGGCUGUGAUUCAGUUCAAGAUGUGGUUGAGUAUGUUGUGAGGUGUUUGAUGCUGACUGUACCCCAUCAUUGUUUCUUAGCCUGUUUAAGUCUUCCUAAAGCUCAGUAUACGUUCUGGAGGUGACACAGUGCUGGGAGACUCUGAAACAACAGACACCGAUUAUUUAAAUUAAGUGAUUUAAGAAGGUGCUGUUGUUCCAACUCUGUGUUGCUGUAAGCAGACAGCAAGUCGUAAAUGUGUUGCUGGCUGUUAUAGUUUAAGUCUAUAUUUGCUAAAUUUCUUCAGUUUUGUUUUAAACGGUGCCACGUGAACCUGGAUGCAAGCUGCAGCUCAAACUGUAAACAGCAAACUAACAUCCGCGAAUGUGCAACAUUAUUAUGGAAGUUUCUCAGUCUUCACCAUGAAAAUGUUUUAUCAGAUUCUUACACAUAAAACAUUUUGUGUAAAUGAAGCUCUGUGGUCCUCGCUGCUUCUCUAUUGUGAUCUGUAAAACACCAGAAAGGAUUCAGCAUCUUCAACAGUUCACCUCCCUAAUAAGUAGCAGCUUUUGUUGUUACUGGCCUUCACAGGGUUCAAAUUACACUCAGUUGCACAAGAGACUCACAGGACCGACUUUCUUUCCCAGAAUGUCCAGUACUGUUGUUUUGCCAAAACUAUUAGUAUUUCAGAGAUAAGCACAAGGUGUACUCUAGCAAUGGUCAUGGCAAUAUUAGAGGUAAAGAGCAAAUGUCCCAGUGUGAAAGGCCAAGAAAGUCCUCACAUUCAUGUACCAUUUGGGAGGGUGGUAUUUGUAAUUAUUUAAGUUUGUUCACUCAUAGGUUCAGGGAACUAUUUGUGUUCUGAUUAAAAUAUGUUCACUGUAAACGUUUUACCUGCACACUGCAUGUAUAUGUAAUGUUCUGGGGUCAUAUUUUAAUAAUCUUAUGUUGUGUGACCAGCCUCACAUUAUGCAGACAACAGAUGCUUGUUGUGCUUUUUUUCUUUUUAAUUGCCUUAAUACAAAAAAUGUUCUUAUCUCAUCAGGAUGUAAUUGUUAUCUUAUCAGCUGUACAUAAUUCAUUCUUUUUUCAUUUUAUUGUCAACAAAUAAAUAACAGAAUAAUUA